CUAACAAGGAGGACAACACAAACCCUUAAUGCCAGGGCGUGUCUGCUCUACUGUUCCCUCUCCAACAGCGGUCUCUCGGCUGCCCAGUGCCAGUGCCACGCGUCUCAUGGCCGGCGUGUGGCUUCUGUCAGCCUUGAUCGUCAGCUCGGUGUACCGCUCCAACCUGAAGGCCAUGCUGAUCCUGCCGAUACUGCGCCUUCCCUUCGAUAACAUGGAGGAGCUGUUGGAGACUAACAUCCCGACCUAUGUGGCAGAUGGCACGAUGCUAUACCAGGAGAUGAUGGCAUCACCUCCUGACUCCUCCCUGGGUCGCCUUCGUGCGCAGGCAGUGACGUACUUGGACACCCCACGUGCUAUCAGGGAACUCAGGCUGGGCUAUCAUGCGACCUUCGCGAGCAAGGCCAUUGGUCAGUCUGUCAUCCACCAGAUCUUCGAGCAGACCAAGAGCUGUCCACUCUACACAGCCAAAGAGCGAUACUGGGACGCUACUAGUGUUGCCUUGGCUUUUCCAAAAGGCUCUUCACUCAGACCUAAGAUAGACGAGAUACUGCGGCGUCUGGCGGAGUUUGGCAUCCUGGAGCACCUCCACCAGGAGGAGAUCAGGCACAUGCGCAAGUGCCAGAUGGAUGACUUCACGAGGCCUAGCGACGCCCUCCGCCCUCUGGACCUUGGAGACUUCUACGGCAUCUUCAGCGUUUAUGUUGAAGGUCUCCUGAUCUCGCUCCUCGUGUUCUUGACCGAGUUCCUUUUGGGAAGGAGAGCACGGCGGGUGCGGCCGUGA
This is a messenger RNA of Penaeus monodon (black tiger shrimp), 781 nucleotides long. RefSeq lists its product as uncharacterized. Gene Ontology annotation, molecular function: ligand-gated monoatomic ion channel activity. Gene Ontology annotation, cellular component: membrane. The transcript is spliced from 5 exons. The record is from RefSeq and is a predicted model, not a curated record. NCBI's taxonomy places the organism in Eukaryota, Metazoa, Arthropoda, Malacostraca, Decapoda, Penaeidae. Bases 29 to 781 code for a protein of 250 amino acids.